CCCUCCCGCCCCUCCCUCCGCAGGUCCGGACCUGUCGCUCACGAGAAAGAAAGAAAGAAAGAAAGAAGGAAAGAAAGAAAGAGGCAGAAAAAGGAGGAGGAAAGGGAGGCGCCACUGCCCCGCCCGCCCCGUCGAGAGAGAGAGAGAGAGAGAGAGAGAUUGAGAAAGAGGAGGAAGAGGAGGCUUGUGCUGCUGCUGCUGCCUGGCCAUGGCUGCGGGUCUGGGGUCCUUCCUGGGGGUGGCCCUCCUGCUUCUGGCCUCGGGAGGGGCGUCGGUGCCGCGGCUGAGCCUCCGCUUCGACUCCCCCCAGAGGCGAUUGGGACGUUUUGCUAUGCCGGGGACCACCAACUUCACGGCCCUGAUGCUCAGCCCGGAUGGAAGCCGCCUCUAUGUCGGAGCCCGCGAAGCACUCCUGGCCCUCGACACCAGCGCUUUUUCCCCGGGGACACAGCACCGGAAGCUGUCAUGGGAGGCCGAGGAGGAGAAGAAGCGCCAGUGCGUUUUCAAGGGCAAAGAUCCCCAGAGGGACUGCUACAACUACAUCAAGAUCCUCCUGCAACUGAACGAGACCCACUUGUACACCUGCGGGACCAGUGCCUUCAGCCCCACCUGCGCUUACAUUAAAGUCCCAGACUUCAGCUUGGUUCGGGAAACAUCUGGGCGGCUGGUGCUGGAGGACGGGAAGGGGCGCUGCCCGUUUGACCCUGAGUACAAGUCUACCGCCAUCAUGGUCGAGGGAGAGCUCUACACGGGGACCGUCAGCAACUUCCAAGGCAAUGAGCCCUCCAUCCUCCGGAGCCACGGUAGCCGGCCGGCCAUCAAGACAGAGAACUCCCUCAACUGGCUACAAGACCCCUUCUUUGUGGGCUCUGCCUUCUUACACCAAAGCCUCCCGCCCAUCAACGGAGAUGAUAAUGGGGAUGAUGACGACAAGAUCUACUUCUUCUUCAGCGAGAGCGGGAAGGAGUUUGACUUCUUUGAAGACACCAUCGUCUCACGCAUUGCGCGCGUGUGCAAGGGCGAUGUGGGGGGUGAGCGGGUGCUGCAGCGGCGGUGGACCACRUUCCUCAAGGCGCCCCUACUCUGCUCACACCCCGAGGACGGCUUCCCCUUCAACYUGCUGCAGGACAUGUUUGUCUUGACCCCUGGCCAGGACUGGAGGAAGACUAUCUUCUAUGGUGUCUUCACSUCCCAAUGGGACAGGAAGGGGGCCGGGGGUGCGGCCGUGUGCGCCUUCUCCAUUUCGGAUGUGGAGAAGGCCUUCAAUGGACUCUACAAGGAGGUCAACCGGGAGACGCAGCAGUGGUAUACGGAUACCCGCCCCGUACCAGAGCCCCGGCCUGGAGCAUGCAUCAACCGCCAGAUGAAGAUCGCCUCCUCCCUCCAGAUGCCUGACCGAGUGCUCAACUACCUCAAGGACCACUUCUUGAUGGACAGCGCUGUCCGGAGCCAACCCCUCCUCCUGCAGGGACACUCACGCUACCGGCAGGUCUCCGUCCAGCGUGUCCAGGGCCUGCACCAGGCCUACGAUGUCCUCUUCUUGGGCACAGAGGACGGCCAGCUCCACAAAGCUGUGGUCGCAGGACAGAACCAAGUGCACCUGAUUGAGGAGAUCCAGCUCUUCCCCGCUGGGCAGCCCAUCCUGGAGCUGCUGCUGGACGCCACUCAGGGCUUCCUCUAUGCCGCCUCCUACGCCGCCCUGGUGCAGGUCCCUCUGGCCAACUGCAGCAUGCACCGUACCUGUGGGGAGUGCAUCCUGGCCCAGGACCCCUUCUGCGCCUGGAGCGGAAGUGCCUGCCUGCCCUUUGCCCCGGACUCCCAGGAGCCCCACUCAGCAGCCUCCUGGGUCCAGGAUAUUGAAAGUGUGGAUGCUGUGAGUCUCUGUCCCGAAACCAGCGGGAGGUUCGGCAACUCAGCAGAGCCCCAGUGCCAGCGGGUGCUCCUUCGCCCCAACGCCGUGACGCCAUUGCACUGCCCGCCACUCUCCAACCUGGCCACCCGGCGCUGGGAACGGGACGGGUUGCCCCUCAAUACCUCCUGGCUGAUGCUGCAGGAUGGAGGACUUGUGCUGGCAGGUGGCCCAGAGCAAGCUGGCCGCUACGAGUGCUGGUCCUUCGAAGGGGGCUUCCAGCAGCGGACGGCCAGCUACUGUGUGGAGGCGGGGCAGCCGUGGGUCUUCCGCAGCCCGCCAGACACCGUCAGCACAUCGAGGAGCACCUCAGCAGAGGCAGCAGGGCUCUUGGACGACAAGACCUACUGGACCGAGUUCCUGGUCAUGUGCGCCCUCUUCAGCCUCGUCGUGACGCUGCUUGCGCUCUUUGCACUGCGCCGGCACCACGGUGCCAUGAAGGCCUUUCUGAAGCAGGGCACCUGCUCCCGCACGCAUCCCAAGGCCAAGGCGCCCCCCGAGAGCCUGCCUCUCAACGGUGCCACCGCCCCCAGCGCCCUGCUGCCGGACCACAAGGGCUAUCAGGCGCUCGACAAUAGCCAUGCGGCCAGCAGCCCGGCUCAUGCUGUUCCCGGUCCCCCGACCAUGGCCUUCCUUGAGUCCAGCCAGCGCCCGCUAAGCAUGCAUGCGAGCGUUGUGGAAGUGUCGCCGCCUUCCCAGCGGCCCCGCGUGCGCCUGGGAUCAGAGAUCCGGGACUCUGUGGUAUGAGGCUGAAUAGCGGGCUUGUUGGCAUGCUUUGUGGGUAUUGUGUCAAAUGACUAAACAGAGAGACCUUCCUGUGCUGAGCCUUCUGCAGAACCAGCUCUGGGGACUCCUCCUCCAGAACUGCCUCAGAAUGGGCAGUGGAGCCCCAGUGGUGCUGGGAGACCCUAUAUGUCUUUGGAGGCUCUGGGUUGUGAAGGUAAAGGCAUUGGUGUAACAGGGCACCACAGAGCUUUCAACAGAAGGCAAGACUUCCAGCUGUUGCCACUGUGCCCACCUGAGAAGGCAGCACUGUGGAAUGAAACGCACAAUUUGGCUGACUUUUUGCAGGCCAACCUGACUGACUUGCAGUUCAAAGGGGAGAUUAGAGGUCUCGGAAGCUGCACCUGUGGGACCAGCACCCCUUUCUUGGCCCGUUCAAGGAACUGGACUCCAAAAGGCAAGGAGAGCGGGAUCAGCUCCUGUUGGGCUCUGAUGGGGCAGCAGUCAGACAUUUGGGUGUCCUUGUCUUCGUACUGUCUGUACAGGAGUGGGAAAGCGGGGCCAGGAGAUGGAGGAAACCUUUCUAAGGCAAGACCACUGUGACCCCCACCGCAAAAUACUUCAUCAGUAUGGAGUGCCAUCACAACCAUAUCCCCCUCCCUUUGGUGCACCUCCACAAGUGGUGUCUGUGUUUAUUUGUGUGGAUUUUUACAUAAAAGUUGACCCGUC
Anolis sagrei ordinatus is the source of this 3361-nucleotide messenger RNA. RefSeq names its product semaphorin 4B (gene SEMA4B). The record is from RefSeq and is a predicted model, not a curated record. Lineage: Eukaryota; Metazoa; Chordata; Lepidosauria; Squamata; Anolidae. Gene Ontology annotation, molecular function: semaphorin receptor binding; chemorepellent activity. Gene Ontology annotation, cellular component: plasma membrane. Gene Ontology annotation, biological process: positive regulation of cell migration; axon guidance; negative chemotaxis.